UUUUGGACUACAGUCUGAAGAUCCUCCUCUGAUUCUCAAGCAAUUCAGUUGUGGACCUCAUUUAAAAACUUCACACGGACUGCCAGCGCCGCCCCGGAUCAAUCAGACGGAACACAAUCAGCUUUUCCCAGAAUAUGUGUUUUGGGCACUCACCGUACCCGCUGUUAUCUGGUAUUAGCCUUAAUUAGAGAACGACAUUAUCCUAAAAGAUCCCUUUAGGCUCUAUGGCUAAAGGAAAGAGAGCAGGCGGAGCCAAAGGCACAAAGAUUACAUUGAAAAUGGCUAAAAAUGCUCUUCGAGUAACUCCAGAUGGGAAACUACGACUUGAUCUGAGCAAUGUAGGCAUUGCUGCAUUUCCCAAAUGCCUCCUAAAGUUAAGAAACAUUGAGGAACUUGACCUGAGCCGGAACAAACUGAAAGUAAUCCCAGAAUUCAUUGGCCAGUUCACUGGACUGCGUUGGUUAGAUCUUCACAGCAACCAAAUCGAACAACUGCCUGAAAGCAUUGGCCUCCUGGGAUCUCUGGUCCACCUCAACCUCUGUAACAACAACCUGGACUCUGCUGGUUUAUCACCUGAAAUAGGAAGCCUAAGAAACCUCCAGGUUCUCAACUUGGGUAUGAAUCGUCUAAACACCCUUCCUCCGACUUUGGCCACCCUGACAAGCCUAACAGAGCUGGGACUUUUUGAUAACUUGUUCACGCAGAUACCAGAAUGCAUAAACGUGUUGCCCAACCUGACGAAGCUGAACACCAAGCGUAACCCUGUUUCCUACACACAGCGAGAUGGCAAAGACUCUGACUGUGGAAAGACGAUGGGAAAUGUGUUUUUGGUGAAAGAGGGAGAUUUGUGCCAUCCUUGUCUAGAGCGGUGCAGAAGGAAAAAGCAGAAUGAGAGGUCGCAAAGAAAGAGUAAUUUUUCAGGGCUGAUCUCGCCAAACUCUGUAGCUCGAGGUAAUCAAGAAAACUGGCGGCAGCAGACUACUAGCUCACCUCCAAGUUUUCAAAAAAGACAAGCCAGACCUGCCAGAGAUACCAAUACAUUGUCUAUUAUGAAUAGCCUUUAUACAUAAUGAUAUUAUACAUAAUGGUUCAACAUUUAAGACUCCUCCUUUACUUUCAGGAAAUAAACGGCAGGUUUUUGCAGAAGGUCCACCAAACGUUGGAUCUCAAGCUCAUUUUU
Labeo rohita (rohu) is the source of this 1180-nucleotide messenger RNA. It is a transcript of the gene lrrc18a, whose product is annotated as leucine rich repeat containing 18a. The transcript is spliced from 3 exons. The coding region runs from base 225 to 1070 and encodes 281 amino acids. Lineage: Eukaryota; Metazoa; Chordata; Actinopteri; Cypriniformes; Cyprinidae. Gene Ontology annotation, molecular function: protein binding. The record is from RefSeq and is a predicted model, not a curated record.